Molecule: messenger RNA, 1856 nt
Organism: Musa acuminata subsp. malaccensis (wild Malaysian banana)
Lineage: Eukaryota; Viridiplantae; Streptophyta; Magnoliopsida; Zingiberales; Musaceae
Product: transcription factor VIP1
Biological process (GO): regulation of DNA-templated transcription
Cellular component (GO): nucleus
Molecular function (GO): DNA-binding transcription factor activity
Source: RefSeq, a predicted model, not a curated record
CUUCGUAUGUACGAUUUCGCAAGCCGACCCUCGUCGCGUAACCUCCACCAUCCUAUCUCCGAGCACCCUGCGAUGGACCCUGCCGGGCCGCUGCAGCCGCCGAACCCCCGGUUCGGGCAGAUCCCUCUCCCCACCCCCAGAGGCCUCGGCGUCGGCGGCUGCGGUGGCGGAGCCGCCCACCGCCGGGCCCACUCCGAGACCUUCAUCCGCGUUCCCGACGACCUCCUCUGCUACUCCGACCUCGACUUCGGGAUCCCGGACAUGGACUUCUCUUCUUUCUCCGAAGAAUACCUCUCCGGCGACGGCGGGGCCCCGAUCGCGGCGACGGGGAGGCCAGUCCCCGGGGCCCACCUCAGGAGCCUGUCGGUCGACGCCGCGUUGUUCGAGGGGCUGUCGUUCCAGGGCGCGGCAGCUGGAAGCGGCGACGACGGCGUCUUGGGGUCGGAGAGGAAGGGGCACCACCGGCGGAGCGGGUCGAUGGACGGGGCGGCCUCGCCGCUCGAGCAGGAGUCGUUGCCGCCGCUGUCGGAUUUCGCGAAGAAGGAGAUGGCAUCUGAUAAGCUCGCCGAGCUGGCACUGAUCGAUCCCAAGCGUGCGAAAAGGAUUCUUGCAAACAGGCAAUCUGCUGCUCGUUCGAAGGAGAGGAAGAUUCGGUAUACAAGUGAACUUGAAAGAAAGGUUCAAACACUCCAAACAGAGGCAACCUCUCUCUCAACACAGCUUACACUUCUGCAGUUUGCUGCUGAAAUCAACAAGCAACUUUAUUCAGAUCCUCUUAGACCUAUCGGUGUAAUCUGUCAAUUGGCUUUCAUUAGAAGAUGGAAGAGGAAGGAACACAGGAGGAUCAGAUGUGGAUCUUUAUAUAUGUUGAUGAACAUGAGCUGAUCAAGCAAGGAAAUAGAAUUAGGUAAGUGAAUUGGGAUGCAGUCGACAGGGAGAAUAUAUACUUUUCAAAUGGAGCAACAUGGACUCUGUAUAGUGUAACAGAUGAAACUAAAGAAUUUUUUCCUACUUCAUGCACCUGUCUAUUGACCAGAGUCAUAAUGUAGGGGCAAGUUGCAAAGCAGAGAAUCAAAUCUGAAAAUUCUAUUGUUAGGAGCUUUAGAUUGAAGCAAACUUGGCAAAUGGCUACACUAAUGGUUAAACAUUGGAAGAUCAGCAAAUCUUGGUAAAGUAAUUGUGGUGAUGAAGGUAGGAAAAUCAAAGAAAUGCACAAGUAUCUCUAAUGCAUUAUACUAGAUUAUGCAUGGUGUUUGGAAUCAUGACAAAAUUGUUAUGACAUCAUUAUUUGAUGCUUCCUGACAACUAAGGAUUAACCUAAAAAAGUAGCCAAGUGGAGUAACUGGGACAUUGAGCUUAAAAGAGUAGGGCAAGUUGGCCAGAUAUGGCUCCAUUUUCUCUUUAUGAUUUCUUGUCAAUAAUUUCUCGCCGAAAAAGGACAAUAAUGAGUAGCCAAUGAUUCAACAUUGGACCUCUGUUUCUUUUUUUACCCUCGUGAUUCUGCAUUUGGAGUUCCAUUCCUGUCGAUUCUCGUUGAUCUUGAACUAUUUACCUUCCUUUAGACAUUAUGUUAAUUAAUAGCAGAUAUGGUGUUUAUUGCAUUCUCAUGUAAAUAUGCAAUUUAUUUUUUGUUGUGUUUCCCUUAAACAUCCUUGCAUUUUACAUUUUAGUUCUUUUGACCAGAGCAAAAUAACAUAUUUGUUUUUAAUUUCUUCAAAAGGGCAAAAGUUUUUUUUUUUUUUUUUCAAGCAUUGAUUAUGAUUUCAAUUUGUUCCAUCUGAAAGUAGUUUACUUGUCAAUGACCCCACAUUUUGUUAUAUAUUGAAUACAUGACUAAUGUCCAACUUCCUAACAAA